CUUCCCCUGGGGUUACCGACAUGUGUGUGUUAACUGGUAACACUGCGCACGUCACCCGGGGCUUUUCCUUGCCAGGUUAAUUCUAGCUUCAGAAGUACUUUAGCUUUCAAGGCUGAUGCUAGCACACAUCGUCUAAUCGACUCGUGUGUGUGUGUGGGGUCGCCUGCUAUGUAUGCACUUUGAUCCCAAGUGACACGGUGACGAUCAGGUGCCUGUCAAAUUGCUACGAUCUCAGCUGAUUGGCAGUAAGAUGUUUGAGGGCCUGAACACUCAGUGUGUGUACGUCCUGGAUUAAACGUGGUUUGUUGAAAACUCUGUUCAAACCCAGAUUGUUUUAUACGACUGUUGGAUGGAAUUACUCUAUAAGAGUGUCCUGCUGAAGAAGGAGGUGCUCUUUAGGUGGCGACGGACAAAGUAGCCGGCAAGCUGAGUUCGACUCUUUCAUGGGUGAAGAACUCAGUGUCGCACACGGUCAGUCAGAUGGCUAGCCAGGUGGCCGCUCCGUCCUCGCUGCAUACGGUGGUGGGAUCGUCCACCGUCUCCCUGUCCUCGCCCGGCCUCUCUCCUUCAACUCCGUCCUCCAGCCAUCUUAGCCCGGAUGAAGUGGAACUACUCGCCAAGCUUGAGGAGCAGAACAGGUUGUUGGAGAUUGACAGUAAAUCCCUGCGUUCGGUGAAUGGCUCUCGCAGGAACAGCGGCUCCUCGCUGGUGUCCAGCUCCUCUGCCUCUUCCAACCUCUCGCACCUGGAGGAGGACUCCUGGAUCUUAUGGGGCCGCAUCGUCAACGAGUGGGAGGAGGUGCGCAAGAAAAAGGAGAAACAGCUCAAGGAUCUGGUCAGGAAGGGCAUCCCGCAUCACUUCCGGGCGAUAGUGUGGCAGCUUCUCUGUAGUGCCCAGAAUCUGCCCAUAAAGGACCAGUACUCAGAACUGCUGAAGAUGACGUCACCCUGCGAGAAGCUGAUCCGCAGAGACAUCGCCCGCACAUACCCCGAGCACGAGUUCUUCAAGGAGAAGGACAGCCUGGGCCAGGAGGUGCUCUUCAACGUCAUGAAGGCCUACUCACUGGUGGACAGGGAAGUGGGAUACUGCCAGGGGAGCGCGUUCAUCGUUGGCUUGCUUCUCAUGCAGAUGCCAGAAGAGGAGGCAUUCUGUGUGUUUGUAAAGCUCAUGCAGGAUUACCGUCUGAGGGAACUGUUCAAACCCAGCAUGGCGGAACUGGGUCUCUGCAUGUACCAGUUUGAAUACAUGAUUCAGGAGCAGCUGCCUGAGCUACACAUUCAUUUCCAGGCCCAGAGUUUCCACACCUCCAUGUAUGCGUCAUCUUGGUUUCUCACCAUCUUUCUCACCUCCUUUCCUCUCCCUGUUGCUACAAGAAUCUUCGACAUAUUUAUGUGUGAGGGUUUGGAGAUAGUGUUCCGUGUUGGCCUGGCCAUCCUUCAGAUGAAUCAAGCGGAGCUCAUCCAGCUAGACAUGGAGGGCAUGUUACAGUACUUUCAGAAAGUCAUCCCUCAUCAGUUGGACAGCGGACCAGACAAAGUGAUCCAAGUUGCCUAUCAAGUCAAAUACAAUGCCAAGAAGAUGAAAAAGUUAGAGAAGGAGUACACUACUAUAAAAACCAAGGAAAUGGAGGAACAGGUAGAGAUAAAGAGACUUCGGACAGAGAACAGGCUGCUGAAGCAGAGGAUAGACACUCUGGAGAAAGAAAGUGCUUCCUUGGCAGAUAGAUUGAUCCAGGGUCAGGUGACGCGAGCCCAGGAGGCCGAGGAGAAUUACCUGGUCAAGCGGGAACUGGCCACAGUGAAACAGCAGAGCGAGGAGGUCAGCGCGCAGCUCAAGCAGGCCCAAGGCACCAUCAAACAGCUUCAGCAGCAGCAGCAGCCUGUGAAGGGGAACCCUCGCUACUCUGAAGAGUCCAUCCUACAGUUGGAGAGAGAGCUGGUCCAGGCUCGACUCAAAGAGGCAGAGUCUCAGUGUGCCCUCAAAGAGAUGCAGGACAAAAUACUUGAAAUCGAGAAGAGGAACACGUCACUGCCAGAUGAGAGUAACGUGGUACGUCUUCAGGAGGAGCUGAUUGCAGUAAAGAUAAGGGAAGCUGAGGCUCUGACAGGACUCAAAGAACUGAGACAGCAAGUCCGAGAUCUAGAGGAGCACUGGCAGAGACCCUGUUUGACCGAGCGUUUCACUCUGCAGAGGCACUUGGCACGUACAGCUGGGCGCUGGAAGGACAGUCCACGGAAAAACUCGACAAAUGAACUUCAGGAUGAGUUAAUGAGCGUGAGGCUACGAGAGGCAGAAGCCCAAGCAGAGCUCCGUGAGACCAGGCAGAGACUGCUGGAAGUGGAGACACAGAACCAAAUCCAUAGCAACCAGUUGCGGCGAGCUGAACAAGAGACGCGCAGUUUGCAUGAACGUCUGCAGAUUUUGAGCACGCAGAAUAAACUGCUGAACUCAGAGCUGCAGGAGUCCAAACGCAAGCAGGCAGAGAUUGAGUGUAAGAAUAAAGAGGAGGUGAUGGCAGUGAGAUUAAGAGAGGCUGAUAACAUGGCUGCCAUGGCUGAACUCCAGCAGCAGAUCUCUGAAUUGGAGAUUCAGAAGGAAGAAGGGAAAGUACAGGGACAACUGAACAACACAGACUCCAACCAGUACAUCCGAGACCUCAAAGACCAGAUCGCAGAGCUCCGAGACGAGAUCCGCUGUUUAAAAGGGCAGAGGGGAAUACCCAACCGCACCAAUUUUGAUAGGAUCCACAUCGUCAAUCACUAUGGAGGGGACGACGAGUCAAAUCAGUCCUCGGACGAUGACGGCGUGAAACUACCGCUUAGCGUGAACCCCUGUCGAGGUGGCGGCCGCAUCACACUCCACCCCCAGCUGGGAGACACGGACAGCGAGGGCGAUGAGGACGGAGAGAGUCUGAGGCUCGAGGUGCCUUCCAACAGCAGCCAUAAGAGCACCACUGUGUGACCACCGACACUAACACACACACACACACACACCAGACUGCAGCCUGCGUGGAAGUCGCACCUGAAAGUUCAUCGUCGCAUCCAGAUCUGAAACUGCCAUCUGCUUCUGUACAACUAGAAAUUCUGAAAUCUUCUGUACAAACUGAGAAUCAGGAUUUUUAUUCACAUCUGCCUUAUUCAUUUUGUUUUUGCCAAAAUGAGCCAGAUGUUUAUAUUCGAACUUGUCUUUGCAAUUGGGCAAGAAAUUCAGUGGCUUGUCCUGCUCCUUAAAGCCACACUGGACUAUACAGACUCCUUUACACCAUGCUAGCAGAGAUGAACAGACUUGAGUGGUAUAGUGUUUUAUGCAUUAUGAUAAAACCUUCUUCUAAUUUUAAUUUUUAUUUUAUCCUUUUUUUUCUUCUUCUUACAGAAUAAUCAAAAUCCCACGGUGUGCAUCCGUGGGUGUCCGUCACAUUAAGGGAUACAUAAUAGGUUUAGGAACACUAUUGCUCAGAUGACCAUUACACAAACCUGCAAAUAAAAUGGAUUAGUGUCAUAUCAACCAACAAUAACAACGUUUUCUAAUCAUAGCAUGAAGUACGUCUAAUGGCCUUUGACUUUAUGUAAAAAAAAAAGCAGCUUGUCUAAGAUCUCUUGUAGAUCUCUACUCGGUUUUUUUUUUGCAUCUACAUUUUGACUUGAAAAUAUGUAUGUAUGUAAUAAAUUUCAUAUCCUGGAUGUACAGUGUACAAUUCAGUCGAAAAGGGACAUAAUCCGUGCUUUUUGGGAGACGUUUGAAUGCAACAUCGUGCUUAUUUCUCAUUUUUUAUUUUAUCUUAUUUUAUGUUCUCACUGUACUGUAUCUGACUCUUGAUUUUAUAACAUGGUUCUUACUAUCAAAGUAUCACACUUUAUUGUUCUUUUGCCUGGAAAGACAUUAUGGAUUUCUUUAUCACAUUGUUUUUUGUUGUUUUGUUUUGUGUUUCUUUUUUUUUUUUUACGGCAUGUUUAAAAAAAGAGCAUGUACCACGUUUUAGCAGUUUCACAAAAGGCAAAUACAAAGCAAGCAGCAGACUCCGUGAAGUCGUCAGUGGAGUAUUUCUGUUUUUGGCGCCUCAUUCGUGUUCAGCACAUUUUGUUGCACCUUUGCACAGAACAUACAGAGAGCUCCAGACAUGUCAGACACUGACACUGACACUGACAGUUGUUUUGGGAUCUCUGCUCUAGCACUUGGGAUUACAGUUGCCAGUAAAUAACGCUGGAUUUACGUCAGUUACAGAAGGUGUGGUUGGUGUGUUACGCCCUCCAUUUCAGGCCAUGGCCCCUUUUAAUACAGAUUAUGUACAAAGGAAAUUCUCAAAUGUGUAUAUGAAAUGUUUUUUUCUUUUUUCUUACAAAGCCAGGGCAAAAUGGAUAAUGAAGUGCCACCCAGUUACCAUAUAGCUACUUUGCUGUACAAUGUUUUCCCCUUCAUUUUAGAAAAUAUUCUGCUGCUACUCUUGGUGAAGAAACAAAUCCGAUCUCCAUAGCUCCAUGACACUAAUGUCCACCAUGGAUGGUUCAUUUUUUUUCUUUCUUUCCUUUUUCUUUUUAAUUUAAACUUCACCACAGGUUUAUCCAUCCACACCAUGUUCUAAACCUGACUGCCUCCUUUGUAGCACUUUGCUUUAGCAAAUUUACAACCCAUGCUUUGGUUCUCGAGACUUUUUUGUGCUUUAAAUAGUUGUACAAUCGAAGGUCCUUGCAAGUGUUUUUUUUUUUUUUUCUGCAUGUGGUGAGUUGUCACAUCUCUACUUACACUAGUGGUUUUCUUUUUAGUCAUGCAAUAAACAAAUAAUUCUGGCAA
Molecule: messenger RNA, 4788 nt
Organism: Hemibagrus wyckioides
Lineage: Eukaryota; Metazoa; Chordata; Actinopteri; Siluriformes; Bagridae
Gene: evi5b
Product: ecotropic viral integration site 5b
Exons: 20
Coding region: 481-2961 (826 amino acids)
Source: RefSeq, a predicted model, not a curated record